GGGAAUAGAACAUGAUUGGGACCAUUAUAUUCUUCGGUCUCUACCCACUAACUCGGUUUAUAAACCGCGUCUCAGGUAAAUUACAAACGAAUAGACCGUGAAAAAGAGUUACUCUCCCGUAUUAAUUAAUGGCGGAGGACUUUGGGAUGGUGAAGUUGGUGUCCCGACCAGAAGGUUUACAAAGACUCAGACUUCCCUGUUGGACAUGUGGAUCAGCGGAACCGUCAAGGCCAAGAAAGAGACGAGGGAAAUGCUGAACGAGGGAGAACCAGGGACGGAGGAAAAGAACGGAAUAAAGGAGAUAAAGAACGGAAUAAAGGAGGAAAAGAACGGAAUAAAGGAGGAAAAGGCGAGGCCUGCAAUGGAGGAAGAAGAAAACCCUGUUAAACCAGAAAUGGAGGACAGGUUGACGGAGAAGAGUGAGGUACAAGUUGCGAAGCAGGAAGACGCAGACGUGAUUACAGAACUACAGGAGGGGCGGGUUGGAGAAGAGAUUGAAGACACGAUCGUGAAAGUCAUCUCUGAAAUGUUAACGAUGGACACCGCGGAGGAGACGGAGCUCGUCUCUAUGGAGGAGUGUAAUAACAGUGGACAAGCGCAGGAAUCAUUGGUCAAGACCCCUGAACUCCCAAACGGUGAUCAAAACCAGUCCGUUAUCGACAACACGACAGAGGAAAGUGGGGCGAGCCUUUUGGACCUGCAAGUUGACAUGUUACUGACAGUAAACAAGGCUCAAGUUCAAGAAGGGGAAGGUUUCGCCCAGAUCAAAGUGUUCACAAUGGAAGAACAUUGGGAUGAAUACAUUGACACCGACGCACUGUAUUCUGGGACUUGCGGUCCUGGGACAGACCUGCGGCCCCGGGACAGGCCUAGCCAGCCUCACCAGGCCGGUUGGCACUUCCCUAUCGGGCCGGGGCUGGGAGAGGUGGUCUACUGCCCUGCCUGGCAGUUCCCUGCCAUGAGCUACUACCCCACUGUGCAGGAAACCAUGCCCUUCGAAGUGAUGUGGAGGGUGUGGGAGCAGGUGCAGGCCCCUCCAGCCUCAGACUCGAGGCCUGUGUUCGACUUCACCGUCAUGUCCUACAACAUCCUGGCUCAGGACCUGCUGGAAACCAACCAGCAUCUGUACUCACACUGCCCCCUAGAGGCGCUGCAGUGGGACUACCGCUUCCACAACCUGCUGCAGGAGCUCCAGAAGUGGGAGCCGGAUAUCCUGUGUUUACAGGAGGUGCAGGAGAGCCACUAUGAGCAGCAUCUGGAGCCGGCCCUGACUGACAUGGGCUACACCUGCGUGUUCAAACGACGGACAGGCGCCAAGACGGACGGCUGCGCGGUCUGUUACCGUAGCGAUCGCUUCUCCCAGCAGUCCGUGAGUCUGCUGGAGCUCCUCAGGCCGCAGUGCCCCCUGCUGGACAGAGACAACGUGGCUGUUGUGUUGCUGCUCCAGCCGGUCAUCACCCAGGGGUCAGAGGUCACCGCCAAGGGCCCGCCCCUCUGCGUGGCCAACACCCAUCUUCUGUUCAACCCCAGCAGGGGUGACGUGAAGCUGGCUCAGCUUGCUCUGCUCAUGGCGGAGAUCGACCGUGUGGUGGAGGGCUGCAAGGCCUUGGGGAACCCCUGUCAUGUGAUCCUGUGCGGAGACUUCAACAGCUUGCCUAACAUGCCCCUGUACCAGCUGAUCACCAGAGGGCAGCUGCACUACCACGGUCUGCCCGCCUGGAUGGUGUCUGGCCAGGAGGACAUGUCCUUCAAAGCCCCACAGCGCAGGCUGUACGCCCCGCUGUGGCCCAGCUCUCUGGGCGUCACGGACCACUGCCGGUAUGCCAGCGGGCCGGCGAGUCCGGAGCGGCCCUGCCAGGAAGCAGGGGGCGUCCGGUACAGCCACGACUUUCUGCUCGAGCUGCGCUUCUGUGAGGCUGCGUUUGUCCGGCCACAGAACCUGGAGUUGAUCCCUGGGGUGACCGACUCCACACCAGGUACCUCACUUAGCAACCCACCUGGUAACCUACCUGGUAACUCACCUGGCAACACAACAGGUAACACACAUGAUCCCGAAGCGACGCAGCAACAGUCCUUGUCCCCCAGUUUCAGAAACACCAUCGACCACAGCUUGACCCUGCGGUCGGUCUACAGACACGUCCUUCCUGGCUCUGACCGCCCUGAGGUGACCACCCUGCACUGUGAGGUUGGCGCCACGGUCGACUACAUCUUCUACAUGGCAGGACCUGACCACAGAGGUUGCCACCAAGGUGGGGGUCAGCCAGCAGGAAGCCUGAAGCUGGUCAGGAGACUCUCGCUCCUGUCUGAAGAGGACCUGUGGUCGAUGAAUGGUCUACCAAACCAGAUCUUCCCGUCCGACCACCUUAGUCUCCUGGCGAGGUUCCACCUGGAGGUUCCACCUGAGGUUCCACCUGGAGGUUCUACCUGGACCUCAGCUCCGUGUGACAGAUAAGGGGCGGAGUCAGAUUUUACCUGACAGUUGAUGCUGCUGUUGAUUCAAAAUAUUUGUACUUUAUUUUGAUGGAAGUAAAUGGUUUGUUUACGUACACAUAAUUUUAUGGUUAUAAGAAAACGAGUACAACUCUGUUCUAGUGCAAUGUUUACUUUUUGAAGUGAGAGUUAUUUAUCCUUUUUUUAGGCCUUGGCCUAGUGUUAUGGUACAAAUAUUGAAUAAAUAUUUUCCAUAU
Messenger RNA from Osmerus eperlanus (European smelt), 2687 nucleotides. It is a transcript of the gene angel1, whose product is annotated as angel homolog 1 (Drosophila). The transcript is spliced from 11 exons. Bases 206 to 2452 code for a protein of 748 amino acids. Lineage: Eukaryota; Metazoa; Chordata; Actinopteri; Osmeriformes; Osmeridae. The record is from RefSeq and is a predicted model, not a curated record. Gene Ontology annotation, molecular function: 3'-5'-RNA exonuclease activity.